Cimex lectularius (bed bug) is the source of this 3004-nucleotide messenger RNA. Its product is annotated as WD repeat-containing protein 3. NCBI's taxonomy places the organism in Eukaryota, Metazoa, Arthropoda, Insecta, Hemiptera, Cimicidae. The record is from RefSeq and is a predicted model, not a curated record. The coding region runs from base 130 to 2823 and encodes 897 amino acids. Gene Ontology annotation, biological process: maturation of SSU-rRNA. Gene Ontology annotation, cellular component: Pwp2p-containing subcomplex of 90S preribosome; small-subunit processome. Gene Ontology annotation, molecular function: snoRNA binding; protein binding. The transcript is spliced from 15 exons.
ACCUUCGACCUCGUACACCGCACGUGUGUCGUUGUUUACAACUCGUCCAGUUCAUUUUGUUCGACAAUCCUCCCGAAAUAAUGAUUAUAGUGUUAUUAUAAAACAAAAUAAUUUAUAUAUUUAAAUAAAAUGGGUCUGACAAAACAAUAUCUUCGCUAUGCACCGUCCGGCAAGUUUAAUAUUAUUUCAAGUAGCAACUGCAACGUAUGCUUUGUCGUUUACAAUGGUCAAGAGGGUAGGUACGUGGCCUCCGGAGCCUGCGAGGAUGUUAUCGUGUGGGACCUAAGAUUAGGGGAAAAGACUUUUACCCUGUACGGUGAGGAGCACAACGAAGUGACAUACUUGGCCUUCAGCCCAGACAAGGUCCAUCUCGCAAUCGGAUAUUCAGAUGGCAAGGUCAACUUGACAAAUAUUCUAAACAAGGAGAUCAAAACGGUUUUUGCAGGGCACAGAACCGCGAUUUCAUAUCUUGUGUUCGAUGCCUUGGGACAUAGAUUGGCAUCAGGAGGAAAGGAUACAGAAAUUGUCCUGUGGGAUAUCAUUUCUGAAACAGGCCUCGAGCGACUGAGCGGUCAUAAAGGAGUCAUUACAUCUCUUAUUUUUUUGAAAAAUAAAAAUAUACUAGUUUCUUCUAGUAAAGACACAUUCAUAAAAUUUUGGGAUUUGGACACAUCCCAUUGUUUUCACACGAUAGCUGCUCAUGUUACUGAGGUUUGGGGAAUUUCUCUUAUAGGGGAUGAUGAAUACAUAGUGGCAGGCAGUAAUGACAGUGAGCUGAGGGUUUGGAGUUUAGAGCCAAAUGAAUUGUUUGACAACCACCAAAAAGAAAAUAUGGAAUUUGGUAGUGAUGUUAAAGUUACUAAGGCAGGUAGUAUCUUGAGAGAGGGGAAAGGAAGACUGUACUCCAUGGUGGUUGAUAAUACUGGGCGUAUGUUGGCUGCCCAUGGUGUUGAUUCCCUCAUAGAAGUAUUCAUGUUUCGGACAAAGGAAGAAGCCACUAUUAAAGCGCACAAAAGGAAAAUUAAAGAAAGGAAAAAAGCAGCAAAGACUGGCGAGCAAUUAGAAAUACAAGACAUGACUUUAAAGGAUGUUAUUGAAAGAUUAGGCCGAAUAAAAGCUUCUGACAAAGUCAAGGGUAUCUCUUGUGUCCGAGGAUCUGCUGAAUUAAGGGUUGCUGUUUCCCUUUCUUGUAACAAAUUAGAACUUUAUGCGCUUAAUGUUGAUGAAUCCUUACAAAAGAAAGGUAAAGAAGAAGGCAAAUGUCUUCGUAGGAUUGUGAACCCUGGACAUCAGGGAGAGGUGAGAGCUGUAGCUUUCAGCUCUGAUAAUUUAGCUAUCGCAUCUGCUGGGUCAAAUUCUAUUAAAAUAUGGAACAGGACAUCACUUAAUUGCUUAAGGACUAUAGAAACGGAUUACGCUUUGUCCAUCUGUUUUGUACCCGGUGACAGGCAUGCUCUGGUUGGGCUAAAAAGUGGCCAUCUGUUAGUAGUGGAUUUGUCUUCCGGCGAUAUAUUGGAGGAUGUUGAAGCCCACACAGCCGAAAUUUGGAAUGUCAUAAAGACCCAUGAUCAAGCUGGUGCGAUUACUUGCAGUGGAGACACUACCGUUAAGGUUUGGACUUUUGAACUUGUCAAUGUUGAUGGUUCAAAGGGAAAAGUACUAUCUGUUCAACAUGUCAGAACUUUAAAAUUGUCCGAUGCUGUGUUAUCAGUCAAAGUAUCACCAUGCGGAAAGUUAAUAGCUGCUGCACUACUUGACUCUACAGUCAAAAUAUUUUUCUGGGAUACAUUUAAAUUUUUUCUUAGUCUAUAUGGUCAUAAACUGCCUAUUCUCUCCACCGAUAUUUCCUAUGACUCUUCAAUCAUAGUCACUGGCAGUGCUGAUAGAAAUAUUAAAAUUUGGGGCCUGGACUUUGGUGAUUGUCAUAAGUCUAUAUUUGCCCAUGACGAUUCAGUGAUGAUGGUGCAAUUCGUGCCGAACACGCAUUAUUUUUUUUCCGUUGGAAAAGACGGAAAAGUCAAACAAUGGGAUGCAGACACAUUCAACAAAAUUAUUACCUUGGAUGGCCAUUUCGGUGAAUGCUGGAAUCUGAGCGUUUGCGAUAAUUUUGUCGUGACUUGUGGUAAAGACAGGGUGUUGAGAUUAUUUGAAAAAACAGACGAACCUCUUGUUUUGAGUGAUGAACAGGAAGAAGAGAGGGAAAAAGAAGAAUUGGCCACCGGGCAAGAUUCUCUUGUAAAACUUCCUUCUACGAAGACAUUAACUGCAGAGAAAGGGGCUGAGACUCUGAUGGAGUGUUUAACUUCCAUACAAAAAUACAACAACGACUUGCUUUCAGGAAUUAGACCAGAAUUACCUAUAGAAAUGAAAGCAUUCAAUUUAAAAACUGUUGAGGAUUACUUAGCUAAAGCAUUAACGAGCAUAAGACCAAGUGAGCUAGGUGAAGCAUUGCUUUUAUUGCCUUUUCACUUGGUGACGUUUAUGAUGGAAUUACUACCAAAACUACUGUCAAACCCUCUUACGACUGAAGUGGCUUGCAAAACUGUUCUCCUUUUGUUGAAAGUGCAUAACGGCCCAAUAACAGCGGAUAUAGCCAAGUUUCAAAUGAUCGAAAAGAUCCAAGAACCAGCCAUGGCGACGAUUAAGCAGUUCAAGGACAUGGUAGGCCUUAAUUUAUACGGCUUGAAAUUCAUCCAAAGGAAUUUGGAAGAAAAAGAAGGAAUUCAGCUCUUCAAGGAUGCUGAAAUAGAGCACAAACAAAAAGAAAAAUUAAAACGGAAAAAAGAAAAAGUCACUAAAGCAGUACACAUAAUGACUUUGUGAAAAUUAUAUUCUUAUUAAAACUUCACCAAGACUGGCAAACUGCUAUAAUUAGAGUGGGGGGAGGAUUAUUUACCAGUCGAUGAGAUCAGAGAAAACAUCUUCAUUACGUGGAGAGCCGCAGGUCAUGGAUUCGAAUUCUGCUCAUGUCACUAACUUUUUCAUCUCAAGAAGACUAGAUAAA